Molecule: messenger RNA, 1613 nt
Organism: Rhodotorula graminis WP1
Lineage: Eukaryota; Fungi; Basidiomycota; Microbotryomycetes; Sporidiobolales; Sporidiobolaceae
Exons: 11
Coding region: 51-1508 (485 amino acids)
Biological process (GO): charged-tRNA amino acid modification
Cellular component (GO): cytoplasm
Molecular function (GO): tRNA adenosine(64)-2'-O-ribosylphosphate transferase activity
Source: RefSeq, a predicted model, not a curated record
CGACUAGCCGAGACGACCGGCCGCUUCCAAGACCCCGUCGCGACACCGCCAUGUCGUUCGCGCGCGCACCAGAGCUCCUCUUUCCCUCGAGCGUCAACUCGCUCCAGGACGACCGCAGCGUGAUCCGGGCGCAGCUCAGGGACACCUUCAACCGCCUGCACUCGAUCGCGCACGACGCCGACUUCAUCCACGAGCAGGUCGCGCAGGCGUUCCCUGAUUUCCCUGUCGUCGCGAAUCAGCGAGCCGGCGCGUGGUACGUCAAGCCGUCCGACGCGAAAGCGCACGCCUACUUCAAAUCAACCGACGGGCACGCCAACGAGCACAACUUCAACCUGAGGCGCGCCAACCUCGCUUUGCUCCCGCUCAUCAAGGACCGACAAGGGAUCAUCCUCGUCGACUCGACUCGUCGCGGCAAGCGCUUUCCCGAUGCGCUGUCCAAGACGAUCCCGCUGUGGUGCGCGACGCUCAACCAGGCGCGCGUCCUCCUCGUCCCGCCGACCGAGGACAACUCGAGCGUGUCGGCCGACGAGUGGCGCGAGCAAGGGCGCCUGUACACGUCUCCUCAAGCUGUUGGGCGGUCCGAGCACUCGCAGAUCGAGGUCAAGAUCGACGCGUGGGCGCGGGACUUGGCGAGCUCGGCCUACGACCUGUCGGCGCUCAAGACCCUCGACCGCCCUUUGCGACCCUUCUUCGUGUCGCCCGCCUCGACCCUGUCGCUCAGCCCGGCGUCCUCGUUCAAGGACUGCUACCCGGUCGUCUGCGCCAGCGCGAGCAAGCUCGCCGAGGAGGCCGACGGCCUCGAACGAGCCCUCGGGUUCACCUACGUGCAGGGCAGCGGCGACGACCACGAGGCCUGGUCCAAGGGCCUGACGCCGCCCGUCUUCUGGCAGCACGCCGACGACAUCCUCGCCGCAUCCCGCGACGAGAUCGACGACGUCAUCGCGCGCAUCCUCGAAGCGUCGCUCGCCGACCUGUCGACCCUGUCGCUAGCGCCAGACAGCGCGCCCGCCAUCGAGGUCCGGUCGACCCGGCUCCGGCUGCGCUUCGCCGCUCCGCCUGACGCGCCGUCGUCCGAGGACUCGACCAAGAUCUCGGUCACGGCGACAAAGGCGCCUCGCUCGGACGCCCUCUCGCCGACGCGCCUCGUCGCCAAGCCGGGCAAGGCCGGCUACAACGCCUUCUUCUCGCCUGCGGCGCUCGAGCCAACGCUCGAGCUCGCGACCGAGAAGCUGCGAGCGGGCGAGGGCGUCCUCGUCGAGGUGGUCAAGGGCGAGAUGCAGAGCGAGGCGAACGACCUCGGCGUCGCGGUCGCGCUUCUCCUCCUCGCUCGCCUCUACGACGACGAUGCGACGCUCCUCGACCCGUCUGCGCCGCCUCCCUCAGUCUCGAAGGAGCGCAUCCGGACUCGCCUGCAGUGGAUCCUCGAGGUGUUCCCCGCCGUCAACCCGUCUCGAGCGGUCCUCAACCGGGUCAACGACUUUGCCAUGUCUGGGGCGAAGCGGCGAUAGACUUUUUGAGUAGCGCGGGGUGGGAAUGACAAAGAAUAGACGCGUUGCAGCAGCUACGCAAGGUCCAUCGUCGAGACGCGGUCCUGCUUCCAGUCGCCCCGGGCU